AGAUGUUUACUGUUCGUCAGAUUAAUUGCUUGAGAAUUUAGUUGAAGCACAAUCUCGAUUGGAUAGUAUUUAACAGAAAACAAAUCUUUCAUGUAAAUCUGAAGAAAGAAAUGUUUUUCACAGAUAUUUUAGAGUUCUUUUGCAUUCCCUUCAGUGUAUUUAUUUCAUUUUUGGUUAUAUUGUCCGCUGUAAAUAAAUCUGUCGGUGUCCGAAGAGCCUACGUAAAACUUUUGCUAAAGAUAUUUGAGUUCGGCCGCCUGAGUAUUGAAUCUGCAGCGACAGAACGCCAAACGAAAGAUGGUGAGACGUGUAAUGUCUCAGUAGGAACUAAGGCUAAUGACAUUAAUAGACCUUGCUCUAAACAAACUGGAACUAGUAUACCCACUACAAAUGGCAACACAUUAAUUAGCAGGGACAGUGUACUUCUCCCAACAACCAACGAGUCUUCGGCUACGGAUCGGGAUGACUCUUCUAAAGAUGAGGAAAUUCGGUUUAAUUUGGAAAAAUGUUUCGACUAUAUUAAAGCAGGGGUUGAAUCAAUUAUCGAAGAUGAAGUCACAUCACGUUUUGAAGCAGAAGAGUUGAGAAGUUGGAAUCUACUAACACGUACAAAUCGCCGCUAUGAAUUUAUAUCGUGGAAGAUAACAUUAAUUUGGAUGGCGGGAUUUGCUGUGCGGUAUUUUAUUUUGAUGCCUUUGCGAGUUUUCGUUUGUUUUGUUGGAGUCUCUGUUGCAGUCAUUGCUAACAGCUUAGCUGCGCUGAUUCCCUUCGAAUUUCUUCGCCAUCCUUGCGCAGAUUUAGCUUUUAAAAUAACUUUUCGCGUUAUGACUCGAUCUCUGUCGGCAGUUAUUACAUUCCACAACACAGAAUUUAAACCAAAAGGUUCUGGUUUCUGUGUGGCAAACCACACUUCUCCCUUGGACGUCGCUAUUCUUUCAACCGACUGUACUUUCUCUUUGGUAGUUUGGUUGACUCUUUGUACGGCGAUAGUUGGAUAUAUUAAAGAUGGUGAACAUAAACGGAGAAUGGUAGACCAAGUGCUUGGUCAUUGCUUUUCAGUGCUCUCCAGCGCCAUUUCCGCUGUCAUUUAUUAUCAUAAUGUGGAGAAUCGACCCACAAAUGGGAUUUGUGUUGCAAACCAUACCAGCCCAAUCGAUGUAUUAGUACUUAUGUGUGACAAAACAUAUUCAUUGAUUGGCCAACGGCAUGGUGGAUUUUUGGGUUUAUUACAACGCGCUUUAGCUCGAGCAUCACCUCAUAUUUGGUUUGAAAGGGGAGAGGCAAAGGAUCGACACGCAGUGGCCGAACGCCUUAAACAGCACGUAUCAAAUCCAAAUAAUCCUCCCAUAUUGAUAUUCCCCGAGGGUACCUGCAUUAACAACACAUCCGUUAUGCAAUUUAAAAAAGGCAGCUUCGAAGUAGGAGGGGUUAUUUAUCCGGUGGCUAUCAAAUACGACCCUCGUUUCGGAGAUGCAUUCUGGAAUAGCUCAAAAUAUUCGAUGAUGCAAUAUUUAUAUAUGAUGAUGACUUCAUGGGCUAUUGUAUGUGAUGUUUGGUACUUGCCACCUAUGUACCGACAAGAGGGCGAAUCGGCUAUAGAUUUUGCCAAUCGUGUUAAAAGUGUCAUAGCAAAACAGGGCGGACUAGUAGAUCUAGUUUGGGAUGGGCAGCUCAAACGAAUGAAACCAAAGAAAGAAUGGAAGGAAAUGCAACAAGUAGAGUUUACUAAACGUUUGAAAGGCGACUAACCAUUUCUUACACCCUAUUUCUAAGUCUCAUAUUUAAUUUUUAUGUUAAAAUGCGAGAAAACCAAAAUACAUUCGCUGAUAUUAUAGUUGA
Molecule: messenger RNA, 1839 nt
Organism: Rhagoletis pomonella (apple maggot)
Lineage: Eukaryota; Metazoa; Arthropoda; Insecta; Diptera; Tephritidae
Gene: Gpat4
Product: glycerol-3-phosphate acyltransferase 3
Exons: 7
Coding region: 111-1748 (545 amino acids)
Biological process (GO): triglyceride biosynthetic process
Cellular component (GO): endoplasmic reticulum
Molecular function (GO): glycerol-3-phosphate O-acyltransferase activity
Source: RefSeq, a predicted model, not a curated record